Molecule: messenger RNA, 2232 nt
Organism: Gadus macrocephalus (Pacific cod)
Lineage: Eukaryota; Metazoa; Chordata; Actinopteri; Gadiformes; Gadidae
Gene: gipc3
Product: GIPC PDZ domain containing family, member 3
Exons: 7
Coding region: 336-1397 (353 amino acids)
Molecular function (GO): protein binding
Source: RefSeq, a predicted model, not a curated record
AACGCUCUGAUUGAGUCUGUUAACCUUGACGUAACGAUGUCUUGUGUUAUAAAGAAGCUCCUUGCGUGAAUUAGCCAGGGCUCGGGUGUCAUUCACAUGAUCCCCGGCCUACUACGGAUCAGGUUCCUCCACUGUGGGGGACAAGCAAGGCCUCUUUACGGCCUGCUGCUGUUACCUAGCUACUCUCAUCACUUAUUCAGAGCCCCCAGCGAGCUGCCCUAGGUGUUCUACUAGGUGCUCCCGACAGCAGCAGGGACAGUUUCUCUGCGCCCCGGCCAGAGAAGCACACAACCCAGGCUCCAGUACGAAGACGACUACGGUCAAGAACGGAGCCCAUGGAGAACGGCGAGUCCAAGAGCCCCCAGACCGAGGAAGAGCCUGUGGCGAUUGCAGCGGCGGCGGCGGCAGUGGCGGCGUCAGCGGCUCCGGAGACAGGGGCCCCAAAUGACGAACCGAAGGCCCAAAGCCAGACGACCGGCCCUAACCCGGAGGGCUCGGAACCCACGGCACCCCCGCUGCCCCCUCCGUCGCCACCUCUGGCGGGCCCAGCGGAGUAUCCCAGGCCCAGGCUCGUGUUCCACACCCAGCUGGCCCACGGGAGCCCCACGGGACGCAUCAGCGGCUUCACCAACGUCAAGGAGCUGUACGCCAAAAUCGCAGAGGUGUUCAACAUCUCCGCCUCUGAGAUCUUGUUCUGCACCUUGAACUCACACAAGGUGGACAUGCAGAAGCUGCUGGGGGGGCAGAUCGGCCUGGAGGACUUCAUCUUCGCCCACGUCCGGGGGGAGACCAAGGAGGUGGAGGUGACCAAGACGGAAGACGCCCUGGGCCUCACCAUCACGGACAACGGAGCCGGCUACGCCUUCAUCAAGAGGAUAAAGGAAGGCAGCACCAUAGACCAGCUGAAGACGGUCUGCGUCGGGGACCACAUCGAAGCCAUCAACGACCAGAGCAUCGUGGGCUGUCGGCACUACGAGGUGGCCAAGAUGCUGAAGGAGCAGCCGCGUGGGGUGCCGUUCACCCUGCGGCUGGUGGAACCCAAGAAGGCCUUCGAUAUGAUCGGAAUGAGGACCAGGGCACCAAAGUCCAGCGAGGGGAAGAUGGUGAACGGAAAAGAGACACUGCGUCUCCGCUCCAAAGGGUCCGCUACCGUCCAGGAAACGCCCGAUGAGUUUGAGGAACAGGCCACCAAGAAGGUGGAUGACCUGCUAGAGAGCUACAUGGGCAUCAGGGAUCUGGAACUGGCGACCACAAUCGUGGAGGCGGGGAAGGACAAGAAAAACCCUGACGACUUCGCCGAGGCCCUGGACUCGGUCCUGGGGGACUUUGCCUUCCCAGAUGUCUUCCUAUUUGACGUGUGGGGCGCCAUCGGGGACGUCAAGAACGGCCGGAUAUAGAGUCAGACGUCUAGGUCCUUUGCUGGAACUUGACAGAAGUCAGAGUAAACCACCCAAAAGAGGCAAUCACUAGCCGUUUCCGCGGCUAAGCAAGAAAAGAGGUUGCAGAAGGUCUGGCCUUAACACAUUCCGACCAUUCCAUCAACUUUAAAAGUCUCUGUUGACGGCAGCCAAGACUCAAACAAAUAACUGGGCCCCCGGAGAAGAACAGAUGGUUUUUUGGACGAGGAAAGUAUCACCACACACACGCAACCUAUCGCUUUCCUGCUAUUGUGUGCUGUAAUAGUGGGGCAAUACUCUAGACGGGGUGACGUCUAGAUACAGUUAAUCCCAGCCACACCACUCCUCCACCAGCCGAAAACGAGGGUUUAGGGGGGGAAAACAACAUGCUAACUUUUAUGCUAACUUUACAUUGGAUAGCUUAAGGUUGACCUUGGCGAAUGAGAUGUAAUGUGUUGGUCAAUCUCCAUCGAUUCUCUCCACUGAGUUAUAACGGUCUUCAUCUUCAAGUGGGGGGCUUUUAAUAUUAAAAAGUUAGUAAGUUAAGUAUUGAUUCUUGACAGGGGCUCUUUUGGUGCGUUUAGAGCCGCUACUGUGUUUCAUGACAUUAAUGUAAAUAGGUGUUGACCUGAUGUAUAAAUAUUAAUACAGAUGAAAACAUUACAACGUAACAACUUAAUAGUGUUCUUAACAGGCACACUGUGUGCCGUUUUCUUUUCCUCACUUUUUGUAAUAAGAAUACAACCCCAGAAAGACUUGUUUUCCAACAGCGUAAACAUUCCACUUGUUUUUCAUGUAUAACUUGUAAUUGUUAGUAAAACAUUGCAUAUCCUGA